AUUUAACAUGUAGUGUUUGGUUAUUUUUCGCUUAAUGUGGUAGUUUGUUUUCGUUUAAAUGACGUGAAGCUUUUAUAAUUUUUUUUUUCGUGAAUUUUAUUCCAUUCUUGUGCAUACUCAUUUCAUUUUUGGUUGUCGAAUCAUGAUAGGAACGACAAACAAUUUUUAUUCGAGCUCUCAUCCGACGUUUAUCUCAGAUGAUACGAACAUAGAUUUGGAAAACAAUGGUGAAAAUUCAGAUCACAGUUUGAGGCGACAAAACAGUUCCUUUCCAAGUAGUCCGAUAGAAGAUAGAAAAUAUUUUUCGUCGUUUUCUUCCUCAGAAAAUAUGGUCAAUUGUUCCAAAGUUAAAAAUAAUAAAGAACACAAUAACUACGGAUGGCCGUCAUAUAACAUACCAUUAAAUUGUUCUACGUACGAUGAUAAUGAAAAUGUAACGAACGCUCCACUCAACUUAAGUUUAAAUAGUAAUGAUUCUUUAGAACCCGACACUGUGAAGCACGCAACGCCUCAAUUACUGUCUCUGCCAAAUUCUAAAUCAGUAGCCCAAUUUAUUUUAACUUCGGGGCAAAUGGUGCAAGGAAUUCAAGGAGCUCAGCUUUAUGUACCUACUUCCCAAGGUUUAGCCAAACAAAUAGUUUUAACCAUUCCAAUAACUCAUGUGACAACAGAUCAAGUGAUUAAUUUAUCGUUAACUGAUGGUCAGAUAAUUCCAACCACCGUAGGUGAAUUACUAAAAUUAGCAAUGCCUAAGAAUAUGUUUCAAGACGAUGUUACAGGAGAAAAAAUUAUCAACGAACUGAUGAAAUUCUCCGAGCAAACUUCAGUUUACUUGGCCGAGUACAUGAAGAUCGCAUUGGAACACAGUAAAAAAUAUUUCAACGAAAAUAAAGGUAAAAUCGAAGAAAACGACGACGAAAUUAAUUCAGAUUCUAAAAAUGUGAAAGAGGACGAAAAAAGUCCUAUAAAACACGAAGAAGAGAGCGAAUUCAUUUCAAAAUCAGAAGAUAUUAUUCCUAAUGUUGAAAAAUCAACCGGUGAAGUUGAUCCAAAUCCUAUACGAAGUGAUACUAAUACAACUAUGCAACAAAAUCGUCGCAGGACUCCUGUGAAUUGUAAUGCCGAAAAUUUAAGUCAACCCGAAAUAAAUACUACUUUAAAACAUAAAUCAUUAAAACGUCUUCAUGAUUCUCAUAAUUAUAGUGAUAUCCGUUCUCCUAAAGCAUUAAAUAACCAUCGUGUCCAUAACGAAUUUCCUAUGCAUUUAUUCAAUUCAGAAAAAACUGAUAAAAACAUAACUGCCACUGUUGCUAAAGAGGAGCCAACGUCUACAAUUAAUCACGAUGAAAACUGUAGUAAACUAGAUGCAAAUUUAAGAUCAGAACGUAGCUCAUCUACAGAUUCAUACGAUGAGAAUGACUUAGAUGAAAUAAAAGAAUUUGCGAAAUCAUUUAAAUUAAGACGUCUUUCGAUGGGACUGACACAAACUCAAGUAGGACAAGCACUCAACAUUACAGAAGGUCCUGCCUACAGUCAAAGUGCUAUUUGCAGUGCUCUGGCUUCUCACGUGUAUGCAGCUCAAAUCGCGUCACAACAACAUUCAAUAUUCGAGAAACUAGACAUAACUCCAAAAAGCGCUCAAAAAAUUAAACCAGUACUAGAACGUUGGAUGAAAGAAGCCGAGGAAAGGUAUAGAAAUGGGCAAGGCCUUCUAACAGAAUUUAUUGGUAUGGAAUCAUCAAAAAAGAGAAAAAGAAGAACUUCUUUUACACCUCAAGCAUUAGAAAUACUCAAUAAUCAUUUCGAACACAAUACUCAUCCAUCAGGAACUGAAAUAACAGCAUUAGCUCAUCAACUCGGGUACGAUCGAGAAGUUAUCCGGAUUUGGUUUUGCAAUAAAAGACAAGCUUUGAAAAAUACUGUUCGAAUGAUGUCGAAACAUAUUAUGUAAAAUUUUCAUAAAUUUUCCUACUUCCUAAAAAAAAAUACUUCACAAAAAAAAUGAAAAAAAUAAAAAUUUGCCCAUUUUUAUAAAAAAUGUACAGAAAUUUUUAUUUACAACUCGCGGAUUUUAAUCGAUAAUGAUUCAUUUCUCAAGUCAUUCCUCAUUUAUACGUUCAAAUCGUCUGUCGAGAGUUACCAUUAUAUUUUUUUUAUAUUUACCUCUUCUUUUAAAUAUAAAUGUAAAAUUAACAUUCUCAUUUAUCUAUAGGUAUACCUAAUGUAUUAUAUUAUUUAUUACGAUUAAUGUAAAAUUUAAUUUAAUUCCAUUGAUCUUUUACUAUUUUUUUUCUUUCUAUCCAAUCAAAACUUGAACAUUUUCAAUUUGCACAUAGUUCGUAUUCGUUGCGAUUAAGUAUACCAAAAUUCGAUGUGAUUGUUAAAAUGAGUAGUCUAGGUAUGGUAUAAAGCUUCAUUAUGUAUAAAGAUGGGUAUAUAAUAAUGAGUAAUAUUUCUAUGAAACGUUACUAAAAUUUAUAUAAUUUAUUGAGACUGAAAUCUCAAUUAAAAAUUUAUAUUUUUUGAUUUAAGUUUCACGUUUACGUUGUCAAAUUCGUGAUUUACCUUUAGUAAUAAAAAUCCUCCUCUUUUCUCUUUGUGUAUGUGUAAAUAUAUCAAUAAAAAUAUUUUGUUGAAAUUUGAAAAUAAAUAUGAAGAAAUAAUAUACCUUACAAAGUGUAAAGAAAAGAAUUUUUAUGUACUCUAUGGAUAUUGGAUAUUCAAACCCGCCAAGUGGAAAAUGGACUUUGGAAAAGUAACGUAGGAACCCUUUUUGGUGGAGGUAAACUAGUGGAGAAGUGAAAAAAAAUUGAAGUUGAAACAUUUCCUAGGGGAAUAAAAUUUUCUGAAAUUUCAA
Molecule: messenger RNA, 2857 nt
Organism: Planococcus citri (citrus mealybug)
Lineage: Eukaryota; Metazoa; Arthropoda; Insecta; Hemiptera; Pseudococcidae
Gene: pdm3
Product: pou domain motif 3
Exons: 13
Coding region: 143-1951 (602 amino acids)
Biological process (GO): regulation of transcription by RNA polymerase II
Molecular function (GO): DNA-binding transcription factor activity, RNA polymerase II-specific; RNA polymerase II cis-regulatory region sequence-specific DNA binding
Source: RefSeq, a predicted model, not a curated record